Messenger RNA from Hyla sarda, 7585 nucleotides. RefSeq names its product vacuolar protein sorting 13 homolog D (gene VPS13D). Gene Ontology annotation, biological process: protein retention in Golgi apparatus; protein targeting to vacuole; mitochondrion organization. The record is from RefSeq and is a predicted model, not a curated record. The transcript has 32 exons. Gene Ontology annotation, cellular component: extrinsic component of membrane. NCBI's taxonomy places the organism in Eukaryota, Metazoa, Chordata, Amphibia, Anura, Hylidae. Bases 182 to 7585 code for a protein of 2467 amino acids.
GUGGGGAAGUGUUGCCGGUUGUGGAAUGUGUCCUGCUGGUAAUACCGGAGUACAAUGAUGGCGGAGUGAGUGCGCAGAUCCUGAUCCCGGACACUACGACCUCAGAAACACCUCAGCGCUAUAAAGGUGUGCAGUAUGAUUGUGUGAUUGGGGCCGCUCCCCCCCCCCCCCUGCAGCAGCCAUGUUGGAGGGCCUGGUGGCCUGGGUGCUGAACACCUACCUGGGCAAAUAUGUCAACAACCUGAACACUGACCAGCUGUCCGUUGCUUUGCUGAAAGGUGCGGUGGAACUGGAAAACCUGCCAUUAAAGAAAGAUGCACUGAAGGAGCUGGAGUUACCGUUUGAAGUAAAAGCAGGUUUUAUUGGGAAGAUCAGGAUCCAGAUCCCGUUUUAUCGGCCACAUUUGGAUCCUUGGGUGAUCUCCAUCUCACAGCUUCACCUGGUCGGAUCUCCGGACGAACAAGAAGACUUUGAUGAAGUGAAAGAGAAGUUAUUGGAGGGCGCACAGAAGAGGGCGCUGCUGAGAGCGCUGGAGGAGAAGUGGAAGAGUGAACAGGAACAGAAGGGGGAGUCGUACUGGUAUUCGGUCACCGCCUCCAUUAUCACCAGGAUCGUAGACAACAUAGAGCUGAAGAUCCAGGAUGUCCAUGUGAGGUUUGAAGACGGCGUCAGCGACCCCAAACAUCCAUUUGCAUUUGGAGUUUGCAUCAAAAAUGUUUCGGUGCAAAAUGCCAGUCGUGAGCCGGUGGAGAUAUUGAUUCGUAAGAAACAACUUGAAGUGGAGGAUUUCAGUGUAUACUGGGAUGUGUCGUGCAGGUUACUGGGUGAUCUGCCCCUCGGGGAGCUGCAGGACGCCAUGGACAGAAGUAUGGAGAGUCGUGAGCAUCACUAUAUCCUGGAGCCUGUGUGCACCUCCGCACUGCUCCGGAGAAACUGCGCCAAAGAGCCUUUACGGUCCAGACAUCAGCCGCGAAUAGAGUGCGACAUCCGUCUGAGGACCAUCCCGCUGACUCUGUCACAGGGACAAUAUCAGCAAAUUAUGGAAUUUGUUGAAGAAUUUGAUAGAAAAGAACGACAGAUGAAAUACAGAAAAUGGAGACCGAAGGUUCCCGUUUUAAACAACUCUAGAGAAUGGUGGAUUUUUGCACUGAACGCAAACUUGUCUGAGAUCCAGAAGCAGAGGCAGCGUCUACGCCUGGAGUUCUUAUUGCAUCGAGCGCGGGACGCAGUGUUUUAUUGCAGUAAACAUUAUAAUCGUCUGCAGGGAUUACAGCUGUCAGCUGAACAUGAGGCUGAACUGGAACGGAUUGAGGAAGAACAAUCUUUUGAAGAAUUAAAAAUUUUGAGACAGCAAGUGCAUGACCGAUUCCGAAAGCAGCAGGAACUGGCUGAGAGUUUGCGAGAACCUUUGUCAGACCCGGCUCCAGGUUCCCCAGUGCCGAGCCCUACCGGUGGCCAGGGAGUGCUGCAGUAUCUCCAGUCCUGGUUCCCGGGCUGGGGCGGCUGGUAUGGCAAUCCCCAGGAAGCACGUGAAGAUAUAGAGCGGCUGACACAGGAGCAGCGCCAGGAGCAGAAGGCUUGGAAUCCAGAGGACUUAUUAGGGACUGAGGAGUUUUUUGAUCCUACGUCUGAUGCUGCAAAUCUGAACACAUUCACUAAGAGAGAUCACGUGUUCGCAAAACUGAACUUCCAGCUGGAGGGCGGCACCAUCACCCUGCUGCACAAGAGUAGUGCCCCCUCCCCCGAGGACGCCUUCAUGCAGCUGGAGUUCUCAGGGAUGACGGUCCGGUUGGAGUCCUUACCGCGGAGGGAUUCUUCUCUGUUACUGGUGCAGCUGGACGGAUUGUUCCUCAGAGACUUGGCCACUCAUGGGACCAUAUUUCCUGACCUGGUCUACCCUAACGCUCAGAAGGAAAUGUCGUGGUCUCAGCCGUCCGGGGUGUUCAUGGGAUCGGCAGACUUGCUCAGCCACAGUGAUGCCUCCUGUAGAGAAGAUCCUGUGUUUAAAAUGUUGUAUGAAAGAAAUCCAGUUCACAGCAUCUUUGAGAGGCGACUGGAGGUCAGCACCAGACCCCUGAACAUCAUCUAUAACCCUCAGGCAAUCACCAAAGUGGCCGAUUUUUUCUACCAAGGAAAAGUUCACAGUUCAGGGUUCGGGUAUCAGUCGGAGCUGGAGCUGCGGGUGGCGGAAGCUGCUAGAAGACAAUACAAUAAGCUAAAAAUGCAAACGAAAGCCGAAAUCCGUCAGACGAUCGAUCGCCUCCUGGUCGGGGAGUUUAUUGAGAGCAGCCGGCGCUGGACCAUCCGUCUGGACAUCUGCGCCCCUCAGGUCGUCUUUCCUGAUGAUUUCCUCAGCCGGGAUCCGGUUCUAGUUGUUUUGGACCUCGGAAGAAUCUUACUCACCAAUUCUCAAGAUCAUAGCAAGCGCAAACUUUUAGAUCACUUUUCUGCGGACACAAAGGACCUAAGUGAUGAUGAGUAUAAGACCCCUUUAGCGACCCCUCCCAGCAGCCCCCCGCCAGAGGCAGACGUCACCUCCAGGGUGAACGCGUCUAGUGAGCUGAGUGAGGAGCAGCUGGAGGCCUAUCUACUGAGCAACAAAAUGUAUGAGAAAUAUACUGUGUCCUUCAAGGACCUGCAGAUCAUGGUCGGACAUGUAAAGGACAACUGGAAACACAUUCAGGACAAUGAGGUGGGCCCGACCCACGUGGUGGAAAAGUUCAGUGUCCAUUUACAGCUUGAGCGCAGGCUGAUCUACACCUCCGACCCUCAGUAUCCUGGGGCCGUGCUUUCCGGUACUUUGCCAGAUCUAAAAAUCCAUAUAAAUGAGGACAAGAUAUUUGCUUUAAGGAAAUGCCUUACCAACUUAUCGAAUUGUGAGAACAGAGCGGCAGACAAUAUGCUCCUGAGGAAGGAGAAGAUAUUUCUGGAGAAUAAUGGGCGGAUGCAGGACUCUGUCAUGAACCUGACCCAGAGCAUCGUCACCCUGGAGCAGCACACCAGAGAGGUUCUUGUGGAGUCCAAGCUGCUUCUAGCCGAGUUCAGAAUCAAUUACAUGCAGCUGGGGGUAGAGAGCUGCGGCCGCUAUAUAUCUCUUCUUAAAGUCUUUGGUACUAACGCACAUUUUGUGAAGAGACCCUAUGAUGCGGAGGUUUCCUUGACCGUACACGGGCUUCUUAUGGUGGACACCAUGCAGAUGUACGGAUCAGACUUUGAUCUUCUGAUGGCUUCUCACAAAAACUUGUGUUUAGAUGCGCCAACCGGAAGCCUGCGCGAUAGCCGGGCCCAGUCUCCUGUGUCCGAUGCCAAUGACCUCUCACCAUCUAGUCCAGGCCUAGGUCAAAAGAAAUGCAACUCCAUAGAAAACAUCAACCCAAAAGACCAAGAAUCUCUCAUAAAGAUGGAAUACCAGUUUGUGAGCUCGGAGUGUCCGUCAAUGAAUUUAGACAGCUCCUUACAAGUCAUGUCCGCACAGGUGAACAAUCUGGACAUCAUCCUGAACCCUGAGACAAUUGUAGAACUCAUUGGCUUCCUUCAAAAGUCUUUCCCCCUGGAUAGUGAUGACGUAAGCCCGCAACCUUUAAAGGUUGACUUUGAGACCAGCUAUAGCAAGCAGGAGACUUACCAGUCAACGUAUGAGCAGAACACACAACUGGCCAUUGACAUCAACAGGUUAAACAUUCUCCUCUUCAGGACGGUUUACAUGCGCGAUGGUAAUAGCAGCGGGCGAAAAAUUGCAACAGCCAGCAUAGGUGGAACUAAAGUCAACGUAUCUUUAGGAAGCCAAUUUUCUGUCAAUGGUUCCCUGGGUUGCCUCCAGCUAAUGGACCUAGCACAGGAAUCUUCUAAAAACCAAUAUGUCAUCAGUAUAGGUAACAGCGCAGCCUACGAGAAUCAAGAUGGCGAUGGCUUUGAAGGCUUUUAUGUCAGGAGAGACAUGGAGGCAUUAAGCUUUACAUUUAUUGAGCAGACCAAAGAUGAAUUUUCCCUCAACCUUAAAAUGGCCUCCUUGCACUACAACCAUUCAGCCAAGUUCCUGAAGGAGCUGACCUUAUCUAUGGAUGAGCUAGAAGAUAAUUUCCGUAACAUGCUGAAGACCGCCGCCUCCAAAGUGUCUUCUGUCCUCGCUACCAAAACAGCAGAGUAUAGCGAGAUGGUCUCCUUGUUUGAAACCCCCCGUAAGCAUCGGGACUCCUCCCAUUACGAGACAGAUGAAUACGACGGCUUCUGUCCUGUGAAAGUUCAGAUGGACACAGUGAAACUUAUCCUAAAUAUUAAGAUUGAUUCUCCGGUGGUGUCAGUCCCGCGCAGCCCUGGCAGUCCGGAGCUUCUGGUCGGCCAUUUAGGGCAAAUAUUUAUUCAGAAUUUUGUAUCUGAUGAGGAGCAGUCGAGAAGCGACAGGUUACACGUGGAGAUCAAAGACAUUAAACUCUACUCAUUGAACACCAGGGGGCACGCUGGACACCCGGAAUCCCAGUCCUCAGAGCAAGCGUCUUCACGCCCGCCCUCCGGCUCCGCCAGCAGUCAGGAGGAAGCACAUUUUACCCGGAGUGAUUUCUUUGAGUCGCUGCAAAAGAAUCAAGCCUUUCAUAUUCUACACAAUACAACAAUACAGUUUAAAAUGGAAAAGUUCAAUAUAGAGCGUGACAGCGAAUUGUCGUUUCCGUAUUCUGAAGAUCCCGUCGAGGUGAACAGCAUCCUGAAGAUUGAGGGAAAUCUGCUGAAUAAUGUCCAGGUGGUUCUGGCCAAACACGUAUAUGAGCAGGUCCUGCAGACGCUCGAUAACCUGGUGUACAGUGAGGACGUGAACCGGAUGCCCCACACCUCUGCCGCUCCAUCCAGCCCGGUGUCUCCAGAGAAGCUUCCCUGCCAAGGGGCCGAUGUCUCCGGUGACCAGAGGGACAGCUUUAGGGCCAUGUCUAGUAAAUCUGUUUCCACUCAUGAGCAGGCGCCAUUUACUCAGGUCCAAGCCAAUUUCCGUAUCUCGGAGCUGCAGAUUCAGCUCAGCGGGGAUCUCACACUCGGAGCCCAGGGUUUAGUGAGUUUAAAGUUUCAAGACUUUGACAUUGAGUUUAAUAAAGAUCACCCGCACACGCUGGCCAUACAGAUCGCACUGCGCUCGCUCCUUAUGGAGGAUCUGCUCGAGAAGAACCCCGAUUCAAAGUGCAAGAACCUGAUGGUGUCCAGAGGAGCUCCGAAAGCCUCCAGCCUGGCCCAUAAGGAAUACCUGUCCCACUCCUGUCCAUCGGUGUCUCAUGUGGAGUAUCCAGACAUGCCGCGCUCUUUACCUUCUCACAUGGAGGAAGCGUCAAACGUCUUCCAGUUAUAUCAGAGGCCGACAUGUGAGUCCCGCAAGAAACCCAGCCGAGAACUAGAUUCUGAGUAUCCAUUGACUCCACCGCCUUCCCCUACAUCCGAGAGGUCCCAGACCUCGUACAUGAAGGACGGCUUUGACGAGUCCUUGGUCCAUAUAAACGUCUUCCUGGUAGACAGAAAACAUCCGGAAUUUGCCUCUAAGUACAAGCGCAUCAAUCGGGGGGUGAAUGUGGAUUUUAACUGCCUGGACGUGCUGGUCACACUGCAGACCUGGGUGGUCAUCUUGGACUUUUUCGGCAUUGGAUCGACAGCUGACAACCAUGGUUUAAAGGGCGAAACUGCAGAUAUGAGACAAUCCAUGAGGUCCGAGGCGACCGGCAGCCCCGCCGUCCAGGAGAUAACCAACACCAAGAUGGAUCUGAAGGUUCACGCUCUUUCCUUGGUCCUGAAGAAGAUGUCUAGUGAACUGGCUAAAGCGAGUGUAUCCAAGCUGGCCGCCCAUCUGGAGAACAUCGAGGGAGAUUUAGCCUUACAGGGGAGCAUCGGCAGCCUGUCCCUUAGUGACCUGACUGUACACGGCGAGCUGUACGCCGAGCGCUUCACCACCAGAGGAGAGGAGGCGCUCAUCUUCCACGUCUUCAAAUACGGCUCGUCCGAUCCCACCCUAAGCAGGGAGUACGACAUGCGCGUCAGCCUGCGGAUGGCUUCGGUGCAGUAUGUGCACACACAGCGCUUCCAGUCUGAGGUCGUCUCCUUCAUCCAGCACUUCACACAAUUACAAGACGUCCUGGGCCGACAGAGAGCAGCCAUUAGGGGUCAAAGUGUCAGAGACCAGGCGCAGCGGGCCUCCCGUAUCCUCCUGGACAUUGAGGCUGGGGCUCCGGUUCUUCUCAUACCUGAAAGUUCCCAAUCUAAGAACCUGAUUGUCGCCAACCUGGGAAAACUCAAAGUGAAGAACCGAUUCCUGUUCUCAGGGGCCCCAGGGACGUUCUGUCUAAAAGAUAAGAGUUUGGGUAAAUCCUCAUCACCUAUUGUGACUCCAGAACACAAACAUCAUUCUAGAGAGAGCGAGGAGAGGCGGAGCGAGGAGAGGCGGAGCGAGGAGAGGCGGAGCGAGGAGAGGCGGAGCGAGGAGAGGCGGAGCGAGGAGAGGCGGAGCGAGGAGAGGCGGAGCGAGGAGAGGCGGAGCGUGCACCAUGAGUGUGCGGACGGGCUCGGCAUGGCUUCACAGUCUAAGAAGGAAACACAAACCUCCGAGGACGGUCCUGGUGAUCCCGAGGAGCACAUCUGCCUCUUGGACUGCAUCGUGGUGGAUCUUCAGGACAUGGACAUCUUUUCUGCAGAGAGGUGUCCCCGAGACGUGGCUGAAGGUCAGGAGAAGUCGUGGUCGGACCUCUUGUUCUCGUCUUACCUUGUCAGACAGACAGGGGGCAGUCUCCUCACAGAACCCUGCCGACUGAAGCUUCAGCUGGAGAGGAACCUGGAUAGGGAGAUCAGCCAUAGUGUCCCGGACAUGUCGGUUCAUGGCAGCCUGUCCUCCGUACACUGCUCCCUGGACCUCCCCAAAUAUCAACUCAUCCGAGGACUCCUGGAGAAGAACCUAGGAGAACCCAUCGAGGACUUCAUGAGGCCGUACGACCUGCAGGACCCCCGCAUCCACACGGUCCUGAGUGGAGAGGUCUACACCGGCGUCUCCUUCCUCAUUGAUAUGGUGAACGUCAGCCUAGAACUUCUGGAAGAUGAAGGAAGCGGUGGAGCGAGCCAUUCUCUAGCUCGGUUUGACUUUAAGAAAUCUAAGCUGCUAUUUGAGAGCUUCUCCAACCAGACGAGGUCGGUGAACCUGGUGUCUCACUCUAUGAUGGCGUUUGACACCCGAUACUGCGGACACAAGAAGCCGCCGACCGCCCAGAAGCCAAAUGUCUUCAACUGCAUCUUACAGCCGUCCAAGAGCAACAGCAACCUGGGCUCCUUACAGAUAGAACUGCAUCACCGGUCCACAAAAGACGCCUCCUGUUUCACCGUCGUCCUGAACAAUCUCAGAGUUUUCUUAAUAUUUGACUGGUUACUGCUCGUGCACAAAUUUCUUCAGACGCCGAGUGAUACCAAGAACGCCACCUCAGACCGCCGGCCUCCUCAAGAGAGAAGGAGCAGCUCUGUGACCGCACUGCCCAAAACGGUAAAGACCGGGGUGGUGACCAAGAGGUCAUCUGUACAGGUGAUCCCUGAGAAACAGCUGGAAGUGAAGGUCAAUGUGACUGCGGGCAGUUGA